AUGGCUUCACCAUCUCCGGCGCCACCUGACCCUCGUUUCAUCCUGGCAGAUCCCUCACCUGCAGCACAGGAAAAUGCCCGCAUCUUUGUUGGUACAGCACUUGGACUACAUGGUGUUGCGGCGCUUGUCUUUGGUGCGAGAAUAUGGAUUAGCAAAGAAGCCUCCACAAAGCAACACACCACUGACAUCACUGCCAAAACCCAGUGCCUAGUCCUCACAAAUUCCGCCCUCCUCCUUGCCGCUCUACCUUACACCUUCACUGGCAGUACCGAGACUUUCACCCUCACCGACGCCCAACUGGCAUUUAAAUAUGCCACAAUCUCCCAACCCAUAUGGGCAUGCUCCAUGGCCGCCAUCAAAUCCUCCUUUGCACUAACACUCCUCCGCAUCCAAUCCUCCUCUCGCCUGCAAAAUUUCCUCUACCUCAUGAUCGCCAUCCAAAUCAUCCUGGGCAUAUAUAACACCCUCGCCACCCUCCUCCAGUGCAUCCCCGUGCGCAAACAAUGGGAUCUCCUCGGCACCGUACACGGCACAUGCUGGAGCAAGCGCACCGUAGGCAUAAGCAGCAUCAGCGCCGGCGUCAUCAACAUAGCCACAGACUUCAUAUUCGCGCUACUGCCACUCUCCUUCCUCCAGCAUUUGCGACGCCCGUUGCGCGAGCGCGUACUCCUCUUUGUCCUCAUGUCGCUCGGUGUUUUUGCGGGCAUUGCCUCGAUAGUGAAAAUUGUGGCUGCAGCGCGGUUUGGCAGCACAGGCGACCCGGUGAAUGAGUCGGUGGGGAUAGGCAUGUGGAGCCUGAUUGAGGAGUUGGUGGGCGUGAUUGUGAUUUGUGUGCCUUGUCUUAGGAGUUUGUUUCAGAGGUUUUUGGGGUAUUUUGGGGUGUGGGGGAGUCGAAUUAAACAUGCGACGCACAGUAAGGGAUACGGGCGGACAUAUGAGCAUGAUGAGCAUGUAGGGGUUGGGGCCAAGGUGGAGAGUAGUCGCAGUCGCAGUCGAAGUCGGCUUGCUACGAUGCUUAAUCCGGGGGAUGCGGAUGCAGAGAGUGGGAUCCGGUUAAAGGUUCUGGGCACACAGGAGGAUGAGGAUGGUGGUGGGAGUGGAGUUUGGAAGGAUGAGGGGAUGAAGAGGGGCGAGAUUUGGUGCACGAGGGAGGUUAGGGUUGAGAAUGAGAUUUUGGGACAUGUGCCUUCGAAUGAGCAUUUAAGAGGGGGACCGCAGGCGGCCUGGGUUGACGAAUCAUUUGAUAUUGUAGAUGCGCCGAGGUUUGGGAGGGCUAUUUAA
This is a messenger RNA of Plenodomus lingam JN3, 1281 nucleotides long. Lineage: Eukaryota; Fungi; Ascomycota; Dothideomycetes; Pleosporales; Leptosphaeriaceae. The record is from RefSeq and is a predicted model, not a curated record.